Messenger RNA from Eleginops maclovinus (Patagonian blennie), 2574 nucleotides. RefSeq names its product WW domain containing oxidoreductase (gene wwox). The transcript is spliced from 9 exons. Bases 136 to 1374 code for a protein of 412 amino acids. The record is from RefSeq and is a predicted model, not a curated record. NCBI's taxonomy places the organism in Eukaryota, Metazoa, Chordata, Actinopteri, Perciformes, Eleginopidae. Gene Ontology annotation, molecular function: protein binding.
CGUGUUGUUGCGGAAGUGCCGGGGAAGCGCUGUGUUCUGUACUAAUCUGACAGCUGCAUUCAUUUUUAAGAGCAUAUAUUUCUCACUGGAUUUCUGUUUAUAGCGCGGUCGUUUACGUGGGAAAAAACGCGAGUUAUGGCAGCUCUACAAUACGCAGGAAUGGACGAUACAGAUAGUGAGGACGAGUUACCCCCCGGAUGGGAAGAAAGAUCUACGAAAGAUGGAUGGGUCUACUAUGCAAGCCACGAUGAGAUGAAGACACAGUGGGAACACCCCAAGACAGGAAAGAAAAAACGUUGUGCUGGAGAUUUACCAUACGGUUGGGAGCAAGAAACGGAUGAAAAAGGACAGAUAGUUUAUGUUGAUCACAUCAACAAGCGGACCACAUACUUCGACCCGCGGCAGGCAUUUACAGUAGAGGAUGUGGUGGUGAAGCCAAAACGGUAUGAUGGAAACACUGCUGCUCUGGAGAUCCUGCAGGGCCGUGAUUUCUCGGACAAGGUCAUCCUGAUUACCGGAGGCAACUCUGGCAUUGGCUUUGAGACAGCCAGGUCUUUUGCUCUUCAUGGCGCCCAUGUGAUCCUGGCGUGUCGAAACCUGUCUCGGGCCAGCAAGGCUGUCAGCCUCAUUCAGCAGGAGUGGCACAAAGCAAGGGUGGAAGCCAUGAUGUGCGACCUGGCCUCUCUCCGCAGUGUCAGGGAGUUUGCUGAGUCUUACAAGGCCAAGAAAUUGCCCCUUCACAUUCUGGUGUGUAAUGCAGGAGUGUGCACUCAGCCCUGGAGCCUAACGGAGGACGGCCUGGAGUCCACCUUCCAGAGCUGCCAUCUAGGCCACUUCCUGCUCGUCCAGUGCCUACAGGAAGUGCUGCGUCGCUCUGCCCCCGCUCGUGUUGUGGUGGUAUCUUCUGAGUCCCACAGGUUCACAGACCUGCUAGAUUCCUGUGCUAAAGUGGACCUUGACCUGCUGUCACCCCAAAAGAAGGACUACUGGUCCAUGCUGGCUUACAAUCGCGCCAAACUCUGCAACAUCCUCUUCAGCAAUGAGCUCCACCACCGCCUCUCACCUCAUGGUGUCACCUCCAACGCAGUGCAUCCUGGGAACAUGAUGUACACCUCCAUCCACAGAAGCUGGUGGCUGAUGACCUUUAUCUUCUCUCUGGCCAGACCCUUCACCAAGUCUAUGCAACAAGGGGCGGCCACCACGGUGUAUUGUGCCGUAGCUCCGGAGCUGGAGGGCUUGGGCGGCAUGUACUUCAACAACUGCUUCCGCUGUCUGCCGUCCACCCAGGCACAGGACCAGAGCUGCGCUGCCAGCCUGUGGGAGCUGAGCGAGCGCCUGGUUGCGGACGGGUCAGCAGGCAUACAGUCCCUCUGAUGGACAGAGGGGAAGGGGUAGGAGAAAGAAGAAGAGGAGGAGGACUAGCCAAAUGAUGUCAAAGAGGAAUGAUUGUGGGUUACGGUGAUGUCCAGUUAGGAUUGAACUGAAUAAAAGGUAACUGUAUUCUGACUGCACCAUACAUGAGAGCUGCCAAACCACAGAAAUCCAUCUGGAUAUGUCACGUCACUAGGGGGGCUAAAACACACUAGAUAUACAGUACAGAAAGGGGUUUCAUAUACAAUCUACUGAAUAAAUUAAAGUUAGGUUGUGUUCAGCUCUGCUCUGACAGUUUACAAUGGGAGGUGGGGGGCGGGAGUAGAUUUAGGACAAAAUCAGGGAUGUCUUAAAGAUUUGUUUGUCUCUGUAGCUUUUUAUAACUCUUGAUUAUUUUUCAUUUAUAAAUUGUGUUUUUAAUAGAGAAAAGUUCAUAAAAGCUAAUGACCUGUAUUGUUAAGAAUACCUAAUAAGCAUAUGUUUGCAGCAGUAGUGCACUGAAUGGCAAAUAUUGUGUCUUCCCAAUUAAAUUCAGUCUCCUCUAGCUCUACAAUGAUGUUUCCUAUUGAUAUACAGAGAGCGUUGGUUAAUCAUUGUGCUAAAUCUUUUUUGGGCAUAGAAGAAAAAAGGAGUAAUGGGCAUGUGACACUCAUGAAUAUAUAAACACACUAGAGGUAUAAUUCUUAUGACUAUAUACAUUAUUCUGAAAUAAUUGUAUUUCUUAUCAAUGUCCCUCUUUAUUUCUGUACAAUAUUUACAACAACUUAAUACUGGGCAUGUGCUAAAGGGGUGUGGGCAUAAUCAUUUUUCUGCUUGUUAUUUGAUUCAACAUAUGUGUUUAUAAUCUAUACUCUGGUAAAUCUAAAUUAUAAUUUGAAUGUAUUUGUGGGAUGAUCCAUGUCUGUUUGAGUAUGAGGAAAAUCCUUUUUUCCAGAGUCCAGGAUCUUGAAUUUCUGUGUUUCUUCCCCUGUGGUUUAAGAAGAAUGGGAUUUCCAUCUCCUGUUAGUAUUUUGUCAUCAUUGUUUUAAAAUUGAAUCUGGCUUCGGGGUUUGCUGUGGAUCCUGAAGCUGCUGUUGAGACAUUGUGCUUUAUGGCAGUCUGGGUGCCGUAGGUUGCUCUUGAAACAUCAGCAUUCCAGUGUCAUGAUAUCUGUAAGAAAACAAAAAGGGAAAAAAACAUUUAAUAAAAAUCUGUUCAACAGUA